CGCACACUGGCUCUCCGUUCCUGCCUCCAGCCCCACUGAAAUUGACUAGAGAUCCGCAAAGCACUUUUUAGCAAGUUUUAAAUUCACCAUGAGCAUCUUGGCAGGGACCUAUCCUUCCGCCUCUCUAUCCUGUCUCAAAUCGCAGUUCCUGUCUGCAGGAGCGGGGGCAAAAAUAUCCUCCUGCACUGCCUGAAAGCAGUGGGAAGGGAUCUGCCCCUAAGAGGAGAUGGUGCAAACAAGAGAGACACGGGCAUUAUUAACUCCUCGGGCGCAUUCCAGGAUGGUGCUACCAAAGGAUUCCUUCCCCUACAUUUGAUUUCUUGCCCUCUCCGGCUUUGCCGGGAGAAGAGACCUUAAGGAUGCCUUUGGCGUUCAAGCUUUUUUGCCUUGUACUCUUGGAUACAGCCCUUUGCAGUUACUCAGAAGACCAGUGCAGUUGGAGGGGAAGUGGCCUGUCCCAAGAAUCAGGCAGCGUGGAGCAGAUCUCGUUGCACUGCGCAGAGGGAUCGCUGGAGUGGCUGUACCCUGCUGGAGCCUUGCGCCUGAGCCUCUUUCCUCGCCUCUCUACGGGCUCCACGGGCAAAGAGAGGCGUCCUCGGAGCAUCACGGCCUGCAUCAAAUCAUCCAGCACCUUUCGCGGAGCUCAGAUCUACUUGGAGAGGGACGGCAUCUUGGAGCUCCUGCUUUCUGAGGCUGAUGCGGCGUUGCAGCCCAAGGUGCGCUGCUUCAGUUGGCUGCCCAAGGAGAAGGUCGCUCUGUUCCUCCAGUCCACCCUGCACCGGGACAUCAGCCGCCGGAUUGCUGCCUUCCGCUAUGAACUGAGGGGAGACUGGAAUUCCCGCUUCUCCUGGCCUUCUGGCAACCGCAGCGUGGAAGAUGCGGGCACUUGCCGGCCGUGUAACAACACAGAAAUCCUGAUGGCUGUUUGUACUAGUGAUUUUGUCAUCCGUGGCAAUAUCCGGACAGUCUCCAACAACGUGGAUCUGCAGGAAUCCAUCAUCAAUGUGAGCGCCACCCGGAUCCACCGCCAGAAAUUUGCCUUGUUCCAACCAGUUGGCAAGUAUGGGAAAUCAGCAGGCAGCAUUCGCACGCUGUUGCGGUGUGGGGUGAAACCAGGACCCGGCAGCUUCUUGUUCACGGGGUGGCUGCACUUUGGGGAGGCCUGGCUCAGCUGUGCCCCUCGCUACAAAGACUUCCGCCAGAUAUAUGAGGAUGCCCGCCAGGCUCACGAAAACCCAUGUGAAGUCUCACUGGACUGAUUCGGGGCAAAGGGCAGAAGAACGGAGUCUGGCUUGAGAAUUGGACAGGGGAUGGGAAAAGAGUUGCCAUUAACUUGGGGAGGGGUGCCCUAAAUGGCUGUGAAUAGCAAAAAGCUCACAAAUGGCAUUCCUUUGUUAUAUGCAGCUAGUGGGCCUGCCCCAAACGGACACGGCUGUCCAUCAAAAGAAGCAGCUAUAGGUUAUAACAGAGGCUGAGGAUCUGGGUGCUACCCUGUUAGACUGGGACACGUAGAAAACAACAUGAAGGGAAUUACUCUGAGGACUCCAAGUGCAUCACAGAAUAAUGGAGGGUCUGCUCUUUCACUUCCCGCUGACCAUUUGGUGAGCCAAGAAUGUCCACAAAGCAAACUCACUUCUCUGAACCAUGGCAGCACGGCUUUCCAAGAUGAUUUCUUAGUCGGUGACCAAAAUCACAAGCAGACUGGAAUUCUCUUGCCAAGCAAACAGGGUCUUAAAUAUUUUUCCCCACCAGGACCCUUCUCCCCCGCCCGAGAUCAAACAUGGCGCAUGGCAUCUGGUAGGUGGAAGAAGGGAGCCAGAACGGGAAGGAGGGGGAUAGACUACUGUACAGUUUAGCUGUCACAUUUUCAUCGAAAUACGACAGUGGUCAAACAGGUCUUUGCCUGAAGACAGACUAAUGGAGAACCAGGGCGUGUUUUAUGGAACUCCAACCUAACCAGGGGAGAGGUGAACGGGUUCUGCAUCUCAGACUGCUGUCGUUCCUCUUCUGACCUUUAUGAAAUUUGACGGUCCAUCUCUGACACCGUGCUGUUGCCUUCAGGAAGAAGAUCCAGAGUCUGUAUGUUGGAUGGGACAGAGCUAGGCAAAUUCUGAGCCCCUUCCUCCAACACUGCAACACUGCCAAUUCUACCUGGCCUGCCAUCACCUCACCUGCCCAGCAUUGGCCCUUUGGGAUCAACCUGCCCAAUCAGGAGUGCCCAGCAGAUGCAGAAACAAAACUCAAAUUUGGAAUUGUGGGAAGAGGGAAAAGUUACUAACAGAAAUUGGCACAGGGGGGUAGGUUGAUUGUAACCAAGACUGAAAAAAUGGGAGUGGCUUCCAGUAUCUAAAGAAUUAGUCCACGUGUCUGGGGUGCUGAAGAAUGCAGUAAAGCAGAUUUCAAGUGCCCUUGCAUGUGGCAUCUGGCCGACAUGUCUUCUGACUUCUCUAGUCCUUGAUUCCAGCCAUUUCCUGAUCUCUCAAGAUGGAGAUUAGGCUUUCCUCUGGCACUGCUCAGUUAUUGCCCAGAAAAAGAAGAAGAAGAGUUUGGAUUUAUAUCCCCCUUUCUCUCCUGUAAGAAGACUCAAAGGAGCUUACAAUCUCCUUUCCCUUCCCCCCCCACCCCCCGGCCCCAGCAACCAUCCUGU
This is a messenger RNA of Sphaerodactylus townsendi, 2647 nucleotides long. It is a transcript of the gene METRN, whose product is annotated as meteorin, glial cell differentiation regulator. Gene Ontology annotation, biological process: glial cell differentiation; positive regulation of axonogenesis. The coding region runs from base 360 to 1259 and encodes 299 amino acids. Gene Ontology annotation, molecular function: hormone activity. The transcript has 4 exons. NCBI's taxonomy places the organism in Eukaryota, Metazoa, Chordata, Lepidosauria, Squamata, Sphaerodactylidae. The record is from RefSeq and is a predicted model, not a curated record.